GUGGUGGGGGCGUUAAAGUCACAGGUUUCUUCAUAUUGUAAACACAACCUCCCCGCACUUGAAAAUACUUGAAAAAUCCCUCAGGACUGCGACUACAGGUCGGAACAAUUGUGUUUCUCGGACAGACGACAAAAUAACGACACGGUGGUGUAUUUUUAAACGCGGACUGCUUCACUGGAACCGAACUUUGACGCCGAUAGUGCUAACGAUCGGUGGCUAGUUAGCGGCUGCUAGCCUUUGCUGUUGGAAAAGGGAAGCGAAACUGAGAUUUUUUUUUUCCUCUCUCUCUUUCUCCCCAUUGUCGUCUUAUUUCCUAAAUAUCACUUUGGCUUUGUUAUGGGUGCUGCUGGUACGACGUGGAAGCCGUCACUCUGUUGCCUUUAGCUUGUCGUUGAUGUUUGUCAGCACCUGCUGUUGGACAGGUUGCCAGCUCCUUAUCUGUUGUUGAAUGGGGAGGAGUUUUCAUACAGGAUAAUUGUGAUAUCCCUCGUCCGUUUGGAAGACGUCACACAAAAUGUUUCUAAGAAGCUGUUGGAAAUCUCGGUACAAGGGCGGCUGUUGGACCCGGUUAGGAUUCGCAGCCCUGCUUUGGUUCUGUGUGAGUCAGUUUGGAUGUGGCAGUGGACUGGUGGGGGAGAGAAAAACUGUGGUCCAGAAAGAUGCUGAGUUUGAUGUCACCUACAAUGACAAGGUUACAAGUGACAACCAGACCAUCUAUGCUUUCAAUCAUACCGUUUCCAGAAAUAAGACAGAAGGCGUGCGUGUUACUGUGGAUGUCAUGACCCAGGGCUUGGAGAGUCCUAUCCUGUUUGUGGUACGGCAGAAGCAAGCUGUAUUGUCUUUCCAAGUCCCGCUGAUCCUCAGAGGCCUCUACCAAAGGAAAUACCUAUAUGCCCACGUGGGGCGGACGUUGUGCCAACCUCUGACACUGGCUUUUUAA
Molecule: messenger RNA, 940 nt
Organism: Thalassophryne amazonica
Lineage: Eukaryota; Metazoa; Chordata; Actinopteri; Batrachoidiformes; Batrachoididae
Product: SID1 transmembrane family member 2-like
Exons: 3
Coding region: 515-940 (141 amino acids)
Cellular component (GO): membrane
Source: RefSeq, a predicted model, not a curated record